This is a messenger RNA of Hyalella azteca, 11267 nucleotides long. RefSeq lists its product as uncharacterized. NCBI's taxonomy places the organism in Eukaryota, Metazoa, Arthropoda, Malacostraca, Amphipoda, Hyalellidae. Gene Ontology annotation, biological process: protein phosphorylation; multicellular organism development; cell surface receptor protein tyrosine kinase signaling pathway. The coding region runs from base 358 to 10830 and encodes 3490 amino acids. Gene Ontology annotation, molecular function: ATP binding; transmembrane receptor protein tyrosine kinase activity. The record is from RefSeq and is a predicted model, not a curated record. The transcript is spliced from 12 exons. Gene Ontology annotation, cellular component: signaling receptor complex.
GCCAUAUUCAACAGUUAUGGAACAUAUGGAUUUGUGGAAAGAGUGUGAAUUUCUAGAGAAAAGCUUUCUAUCAUAACAUAAGUACCUUCUAUCUAAAUUUGAAUCAAUAUGCUGCAUCUAUCUGUUGGAGUGGAAAUAUGGUCCUUAAUUUUUAAUGAAUUUAAUGAUCUCUGAAAUUAUCUGCUGAUGUUUUGAUAAAAACAUAAAAUGAAGAUUAUCCACUCAUUAUUUAUAUGAUCUAUGUUCAGCAUUAUUUAUUCAAGUUUGAAAAUUCCAAUGGUGUGUCAGGGAAAUGAAUGUCAUCCCUGCAGUUGUAGAGCAUCUGUGAUGCUUCUCCUUGUGGGGAUUACAGCACUCAUGCCUACUGCUUUAUCGGCUCCUACUCUGCCCCUUCAUGAUGAUGCUGGGAUCGAGUCUUACUUGUCAGGCUCGAGUGUAGUUGCCAGCUGGCAAGUGGUGGUCUUGGCGCUGGUGUGCAUUGUCUGCCCUGUGCUGGUGCUCACCAUGUGCCUUUGUUGCGGCAAAUCAGUUUUCAAGUCUACAAGGUUUACAGAAUCUACAUCCCAAAUACCUGAGGUGAGGAACAUCAGCUCCCAAGUCUCCCAGGACGUCCAGCUGCAUGGCCUGCCCCCCACCCACCAAGCUCCUCUACAAGACCAAGUUCAGUUCGAACCUCUGCCAGAUCUCAGCCAUGUUUGGAAGCCAUCUCACUUCCCCAGCCCAACUGCUGCUAGAUUUUCUCAAACAUUUGACGAAGAUUUCUCUGAAGAUUCCGCAUCAAUCGUACACUGGUUUGGUUCCCCACACCAGAACUUCCCCCGCCGCCAGCUCCAGUAUGUCCGACAGAUCGGCAUGGGGCGGUAUGGUUUUGUGCUGGAAGGUCGCGCUGUUGGUCUCUUCACUGACCACACCAGCACCCCAGACUCUUGUACCUCAUCCCCGAGAUCGCUGCCCAGUCCUUCAUCCCAGCACAUCCCUGUGGUGGUUAAGACUCUCAGAGAGGAGGCUGACCAGCAACUGCAGGCUGCGUUCCUCCAGGAAAUGGCACCAUACAGAGUUCUUGAUCACCGGAACGUUCUUCGGGUGCUAGCGGUGUGUCUGGAGAGUGCGCCGCUGCUGGUACUGUUACAGUUCUGUCAGAAGGGCAGCCUGAAGCGCUACCUGCAGCAGGAGGGUAGUGCCCUUACACAGCGACAACUGCUGACGAUAGUGACGGACGUGGCGGCAGGCUUGGCUCACAUGCACCAGCACAACUUCUGUCAUGCAGACCUCGCCGCUCGUAACUGUCUCGUUGACGCUGACAAUGUCGUCAAAGUUGGAGACUAUGGCUGCAGUUUGGAUAAAUACAAGGCUGAAUAUUACCUGGCUGGGGACAUCGCUCUUCCUCUGCGCUGGUGCCCCCCUGAGAGUCUUGUCUGCACCCCCACCACCAUUCACACCAGCCGGGUGAACACGUGGGGCAACGUGUGGAGUUACGGCGUGCUGUGCCACGAGGUCUACGUGCUGGCAGCGCACUUGCCCUACCCGCACCUGUCUGACGAGGAGGUCCUCCAGCAGGUCGUCGUGCAGCAGACACUCACGCCCGACCUGCCUGCCGACCUGCACACUCAAGUGCGUUGUUUGAUCCAGCAAUGCUGGGUGCCGGAGAGCAGCCGUAUCAGCAUGACAGCCUUACACAGCGGCCUGUGCCAGCUGUUGCUGCAGCUAUAUGGCUUCCAGCAUCCCUCUAGUGACCCCGACAGCCUGCCUUCAUCCCUCCAUCUCCCCUCCUGCCCUCGCUCACACGAAGAUGACCUGGAGGAGAAGUGGAACAAACUGGAGCGGCUGGAGCGAGGAGCUAAAGAUCACAGUGUCUCUGCUGUCGCGUCUCCUCGAGAGCAGCUAAGGUUUGAAAAUGACUUCGUAACGUCCGUGGACGAAGAUCUGGAGGCCAGAGUGGCGGCCACGUUUGGGACGAGCGCCCCGUCGUGGCUGGGACUAGACCCUGACCAGCCCAUGGACAGCCUCACCAGGGAGAUCAGCUCAGCCAUCCAGCGUCUGGACGACGCACUGGCCCUCCCCGCUCAGCUGGAUGCUGAGCUCGUGAAUUCAGCGCCGCCCGACGCCGAGUGUGACGACCAACUUGUUCCUGCCUUCGUCAUCGGCAAAGACUCGCUGGUGACUCGAGCUCCCAGGAGCCUUGCUAGCCUCAGUGCCAGCACCUCCAACCUCACCAGCAUCGGGGCCGAGGCCGCGACGCCUGCUGAGGCGGGGCCUCUUGAGUCCAUCAAUAAGUUUGUGCACCUGAGUUCCAGCGCAGGGUUCAUGUCGCAGAUGGGUCUUGAGGACGAUGGUCUUAGCUUGCGGCUUGAAAAAGGCGAGUUCGCUGAGCUUGUUAAGCAGAAGAGCAUGAGUGUGCAGAACCUCAUGAGACUAACGGUCGUCAACUUUGAUGAUGACUCGGGAGAAAGCGACUCCUCGUGCAAGUUUAGUCUUGGCCACAAAAAUAUGUAUCAGACAACUUCCGAAAUUGAAAUGCCUGGCAGUACUGAUGAGAAACAGCCGCUGGCAUUAAUAGGCAGCAAUAGCAGCCUCUUGUCCUCGGCAUUAAGUAAUGAAAAUUCCACUCCAACUUGCUCGUCGUCUGUUCGGGAUCAUUUUUUAGUGGCAGCUAACUCCUCUGAGCUGCUGCUUCAGGAGGAGUUGUCAGAACGCGCUUCUUCGUCACUGACGGGCGACGGCAGUGAAUCUAAUUUGCUACAAGAAACUGGGCGCAAAAAAUCCACUUUAGAUGCUCACGCCCUCUACGAAAAAGACAUUGUGACCGGCUCAGUCGACUCGCUGGCUGGUGGCUUCAACAUAGGCUUGGAUGAUGCGAGUAGCCAGGACGAAAAAGACCGGCAAGUUAUGGAAACUAAUUUAGUGCAGUCAGAUCUGGAAAUUCCGCGCUACCAAAGCGACGGAGUAAGUCAUGUAAAGAAUAGUUCCAGUGACAGUCCAUGGACAUCCGAAAAUUCAGUUUUUUCUUCCAACUCAAAGAAUAUAAUCACUACUGAAGCUCACAUUUUCGCAACACCCGACGUAACGCUAGACGCUUGUCACAGCCUCGGGUGCGGCAGUGAAGUACAACAACAGGAUCGUGCUGCCUACGACGGCUGUCUGGCCCCUCUACCUGAUAUCGUUGUACAUGAUCAAGUCACUCACAACACAAGAGUGAACAAUGAGGCUAAAGUCAAUAAUAAAGAUUCCUGUUCGGUUUCCGUCGAAACCGAAACGGAUUCUCUUCGGCUUUCGAAUGACAGGCUAGGAAAUUCUACAGACUACGAAGAUCUGAAUUGCAAUGAAUUGUCUCAUUCUCUAAGGAAAAUUAGUACUGUGUUCGACAAUACUGGUAAUGGAGAGAGCACUCCCGGAAAUUCACCAGAAUCUGAUCUUGAAAUGAUCAAAUUUGACUUUAAUGCGUCACUUGAGUCGACCAGUGAGAUGAACAGUUCCCUAAAGUUUGACUCUGAGCUGAACUCAACGUUCACUAUAUUGUUGAGUAAAGAUAAUCAGAGCAGAGACAGUGAAACAUCAGGUAUUGGGACAGGCGCAGCCACAGCGUUUGAUGAAGACAGCCCGAACUGCAGCAGCAUUUUCGCCUCUGAGAGGUUCUCGUCGGACAGCGUCUUUCUGGACGGCACUUUUGACAUUGUGCGCGAGGACUCGACUCGAGACCAAGCUAGCAGCCUCGAGCUGCAGCUGGCAACCGCGCCUGAAUACGCCUGCGCAGUGCUUGCUUGUGACGGGGCUAUUUCAACUCCAAUAAGGACGGAAUGUGAAGACGUCUCUGUCACAGGAACUGAAAAUAAGGACGUCACUGUCCCCGUAACUGAAAAUAAAGACGUCACUGUCCAUUUAACUGAAAAUAAGGACGUGACUGUACCUAUAACAGAUAGUGGAAACGUCAGUGCCUCACUAUCUGAUAGUAAAAACGUGAUUGUUCCCAUUGCUGACAGUGAAGACGUUAUUGUUGCCAUGAGUGAUUGUGAAGACUUCAACGUCAAGAAGGCCAAAGGAAAAAAUGUCCCUGUUACUACGGCUGGAGAUGAAGACUUCCAUGUCCCAACGGCUGGAGAUAAGGAUGUCUCUGUCUCGACGGCUGGAGAUGAAGACUUCCAUGUUCCAACGGCUGGAGAUGAAGACUUCCAUGUCCCGACGGCUGGAGAUAAGGAUGUAUCUGUCCCAACGGCUGGAGAUGAAGACUUCCAUGUUCCAACGGCUGGAGAUGAGGAUGUAUCUGUCCCAACGGCUGGAGAUAAGGAUGUCUCUGUCCCAACGGCUGGAGAUGAAGACUUCCAUGUUCCAACGGCUGCAGAUAAGGAUGUCUCUGUCCCAACGGCUGGAGAUGAAGACUUCCAUGUUCCAACGGCUGGAGAUAAGGAUGUCUCUGUCCCAACGGCUGGAGAUGAAGACUUCCAUGUUCCAACGGCUGGAGAUAAGGAUGUCUCUGUCCUAACGGCUGGAGAUGAAGACUUCCAUGUUCCAACGGCUUUAGAUAAAGAUAUCUCUGUCCCAACGGUUAAAGGAAAAGACGUCCCUGUAACGGUGGCUGAAGGAAAAGACGUCCCUGUAACGAUGGCUGAAGGAAAAGACGUCCCUGUCCCAACGGUUAAAGGAAAAGACGUCCCUGUCCCAACGGUUAAAGGAAAAGACGCGUCUGUCCCAACGGUUAGAGGAAAAGACGUCCUUGUAACGAAGUCUGAACGAAAAGACGCCCCAGUCCUCAUAGCUGAAGAUGAAAAUGUUCUAGUCCUGACCGCUGAAGAUAAUGACGUCCCAGUCCCGAUGACUGUAACUGCGGAUAAGUUUGUUCCGAUAACUCCAAGUACCGACUUGCUGGUCCCAAAAACUGGAGGCUCUGAAUCGAGCCUUUUUGAUGUUCAUCGGGAAUCUUUUUCUACCUUAGAAAAUUCUGACUUUGCCGUGAAUUUUUCCUCUGACGUCGUCCAUGAGAUACAUGCUCGUGAUGGCUCUGUUACCGAGGGAUGCUCCUUCUCGAUGGCUAAGUUAUUCCCCUUGAAUGUUUUAGAUUGGAGCGUUGAUAGCCUGCCUCCCAACAGCAUCCUCGACCGCCAUGCCGGUGGACGUCGCUCUGUGAACAGCGCUGUCUUAAGUCCAUCGAAGACAGAAUGUCCCGCCGUGACCGAGGAAAAUAUCAUAACUGGAGUGACAGAGACGGGAGUUGUUACAGAGAUAGGUGAUGAUGGUGCAGUUCUUUCUCCAAUUAUUCCUAUAGAUUCACAAGGAAGCUCUAAUGAUUCUAGACUGAAUGACGAAACUAUCGCAGUUGUGAAAAAAUCAGAAAUAGAUAAUUGCAACGAUGUGUCGGAUCAUGAUGACUUGACAAAAUUUAUGGAUGUUGGAUCUAAGACGUUUGAAAAUGAUAAGGAUGACGCUAGAGAAAUUGUAUCUUCAUCGGAUGGAGAUGCUGGUUCUGAAAAUAUCUUGUCAACAUUCAGUGUUCCAAGCGAUGUAUGUAACGCUGAGGCAUUUUCUACUCCGGAAAAUAAGCCUGGAUUUACCAUGGACGCAAUAAAUGAUCUGUUCAGUGUGGAUUCCAAGGAAGUUCAUAUUAUUCAUCACGACUUAUCCGGUGCCGAUAUGAAGAAUGAACUCGAAAACGGCGUCUCACCUUCUGUUAACAAUUUAUUGCCUCUCAAGUUGAUGUCAAGUCGUGGUUUUGACAAAGACAUUGUCAAUGCUCAUUCCAGCUCUGGAAAUGAAGAUAAGACCGCUCCUCUCGAUGAGGAAUGCAACCUAGACUCAUUGAAAUAUGAUGCCGCAGCUGAAGACAAUAAAUCGAUUUCUCCAGAGUCAGAUAGCAAUGCAACUUCGAUGACGGAUCAAAGAUGCGGGCUUCUGAGUGCAGACAAAACCGAAAGUGAUGCCAUGACCGCCUCAUCCACGAGCAUCAACUCCGACAUCGCUAUCAUUGACACCCCUGAGGCUGAUGCCAACGAAGGCGAUUUCUGGCAGCAGCAAAUGUCAGCCUGGAAAAAUGCUGCCCAGGAAACUCGAAUGCUGCUCUUGCAAGCGGCGACUUCUUCCCCGAUUACGAAGCAUGAUGAUGUCCUGAGAUCCGGUCACCAGGCCGGUGACGAUUUCCCCACACCCAGCAAGUUGACAGAUGCUGACAUUGACACGCUCUCGAUGACAAGCUCCUCAGCGUAUUCUAUUAACGACCGGGAUAACGACUGCAGCUUUGAGAGUUCGCCCUGUAGAAAGAAAUACCCUGUUACUCCUGCCCACGCUCAUCUUGGAUUGAGGUCUGCCGACAGCAGCUCCGACACAUCACCAGUCUGUAGCACCGCGAGGUCCCGCAUGUUGUCUGCAGAUCCUGGGCUUGCAAAGAACGAGCGAAGUUCUUUCCCGUCACCUUUUAAGAGGCCGUCCAUUCCUGCUUCCCCCUCGUCCAGUUGCGGCAGCGAGUCUCCUUCAGGGGUUCACAGCAGCUACGUGUCAUACGCUGACGAGGCUUUCCAUGACUCUGAAGGCGCAGAUUUACUUGGCUAUUGUUCUGAGGAUCUCAAUGCUUUGAGGGCUGAGCUCUCACUUAAGCUUCCGCCUUCUCCCCGGGAAAAAGACGCUUCAGAAGCUUUCAUCGGUGGUGCCCAAAGUGAGGCCAAGGAUUUCGACGAAGAGGGCUCCCCUGGCUACGACUACUCCAGUUGUGGGGAGGAUGUAGAAGUAAUCGACCACACCCGAGAUCAUGUGAUUAUCAAUUACCGUCCUCCAACAACUCUGUCCCCCAUCAAAGAAGAACCCAGUGGGUCCGUCGGAUGGGACUCUAUGAACAUCGAUGAUAAUUCAGUGUCCACGUACAACAGUAGCAUUGAACUCGUUGAGAACGGCGUCGAUAAUCCUUCGACUUCUGCUUCUGGUCUUGUUAAAAUUGAGGACUCAGCCGUGAUUUCCUCAGUUCAGUUUAACAAUAAAAUAUUUAAUUCCGAUGACUUGAAAGAACCUGAUGAUGAUCAAAGUUUCCAGUUGAAAAUAGCCUCGGAAAAGCUUGUUGACAGAAAUAAGGUUUCGGAAGAGCGAAGCGUUUCUCAACCUCCAAUUUCUUCAUCGAGUGUAAUAAUGACGGCGAACAACGAAAUUAUUCCCAUGGACCGGACGAGUUUGAUUCUUGAAGACCUGGAAACUGAAGAAGAUGAACGUUUGGUCUUGGUUUUCACUCCUCGUGACGAUCCGGAGAAGCCCCAGACCCUGGACUCGGAAGACCUGCUGGUGGUAGAUCUUGACUCGAACCAAGCAAGCCUCGUCGAGACCCCUAAGCCCAGGUCGUUGUUGGCAUUCGUCCAUUCACCGCCGAUGUCGCCCCAUGUUCGCGAUGUUCCCCCAACAUCAUCUCUUGGUGAAAAAUCUUUUGUCACCGAAACGGAGGCUUUGGAGCGGUUGCACCAGGAUUAUCAAGAUGAUGUAGAUCAGGAUUCAUUGCCGUAUGAAGUAAACUCUUCUAGCGACAAGCUUUUGUAUUUAAAGUUUCGGGAGAAUUCAUCGGAUAACAACCUUGAUGCCGGAAGGUUGCGAUUGGCCAAAGAAAUUCCGAGCUCAGGACCGAGAAGCAUGGAUUGCGUGCAUCUAAGUGACCCGCUUUGCGACAUGAAUCUGGACUUUGCUUGGCAGCAACGCAGUUUAGACAAUUUAAAGCUUGGUGAGUAUCAUCCAGCGCCUGAGAACGACAACUCAAAUGACCCUAGUAGAGAUGGCGAGCUUCUCGAGCAUAAUGGAUGUUUGACGACCAACUCUCCUAACACAGCCAGUGAAGGCACGAGUCAUUCUUCUGGCCUCAUGUUCCGCCUGGGGGUUGAGGACAAGGAUGCACCAGAAGAAGGAGUGUCGCGAUAUCAGCCUUAUUUCAGCACCUCCCUCAAUUCUUUGUCACAGCUCGACAGCUGCGUCCUCUACGGGGAGGAUCAUGUCUCCCUUCCUUACACCGUCAACUUGCAGUCGCCCGAUGGUCCGAGUAGAGGAACUGAACCACAAUCAACCAACGCGUCCAACUUCAAGUCACUUGAUUCUGCGGUGAGCUCCAAAAAUGAUAGGCGCCGGCCAAUCGCCGAAGACACGUUCAUCAGAUCAGAAGAGAUCGACUUGAAAGACAAGAUGGUUCGGGAGUUGGGGAAGCAAAUUGAGUGCGUGAAGUCUUAUAGAAAAGAGAAACGCGCACAGAGUGGAGACGAAGAAAGUUCUGAUGAGGAACUCACUUCUUUCAGUUUGGGUUUGCUGACGCAGGCUUGCAAUGGCUGCAACAACGGGGAUUCUGCUGAGGGCUCAUUGCGUCUUUCAGAUGACGAAGAACGAGGUUCUCCUCACGAUUGUAACGGCGUCGACAAUGUCGUGCAAUCUAAUGACCACGGCAGUAUCGUGCACUACGACUCUGACGACUACAGCGCUGAGACGGACUACACGGGGUCUAACGAGCGCCGCGUGUACGACGCUCUGCGGGGCGAUGAUGACGUGGCCAAGUCCAACGACCUCAUCCCCAGGCCCAUGAACCCGGAGCCUGCUGAGCUCAGCGACAUCCCAUGCACUCCUUCGCCCUCCAUGAGUAUCGAUUGUUCUGCCGGGGUUCCGACUGCAGAUGAAGAAUUGAACUUGAGUACUGCUUCAAGUGAGGUUCGCACGCCCGUUAGGUCAAUUUUAAUUGCAGGGCCUGGAGCUAAAUUUGACACCCAUGCAGGUUCGGACUCAGACAUGUCGGGCACAGGUAACGAAUCUAAACACUACCGGGCUUUCCACUCGAGCUCCUUGGUGAACACGGAAGACACUGAGUCUGCAGAAGAUUUAAUUGAAGAUCUUAGCAUCGGAGAAACAAAGUCUCUCUUUCCGAGUCCUGUAGUAACUCCUGGGAUGCUUGCAAGCGUUCGGUAUAGAAUCGAUUCGGGUAUUCCCGUUGAAUCUCCUUUAUGUGCGACUCGAUCUGACCACCAUGACGCGGGAAAUGAAAAUUAUCAUGCGAGUUCUCAACAAAAUGACAAUAAUGACAACAUUAAUGACUCUGUCGAUAUUACUACUGCCAUAAAGGAUGAGAACAACACUUCAUUGCAUCCUGGAUAUAGAAAUGAAUAUUUUCCUCCUGGUAAUAACGACAACAGCAGCCGUUUUCCUACAAUUAAUGAUAACAAUAUCAGUGUUGUCGGCGUCAGCAACAAUGACAACCUCAUUGCUGACAAUGUGGGAGCUCGGGAUGAUGUUUACUCCCCCGACUGGGAAGAAGAUGAUGGGGGUGAAGGCAGCCCCAGCAAGAUGGGUGUUCCUGACGUGAGCAUUGACAGCGGGGAUGACGAAGAGGCGCCCUCUGAGUCCGACGCUUCAGAGGACGACUCCAGCAGCAGCGGCGAGUUUGUGUGGCAGUCUGGGGACGCCCCCCUCGCUCGCCCCGCCCUCCCCACGAGCAUCCCUGAGGAGGCUGGGGAGGACCAGGAGGCUGGGGAGGACCAGGAGGCCUCGUGUGAUGAGGACAGCGAGAGUGGGGAGGAGGAGUUCACCCCAUCCUUCUGGGACGCCUCCCGCACCCCCACGCGCUCCCUACUCAAGUCCCAGGCGCAGUCCCACGACAGGUCGGUGCACUGGAAGCGGCAGCGCCAUCACCGCGUCUACGAAUACCCUCCUGAACCUCCACUCCCCACCUUCCCUCCCCCUCCCUCUCACAGACCUCUCUGGGACCCCCCCAUGACCCCCUUCUCCCCCUCACAUCACCAGUGGGGGAUGGAGUAUGCGCAGGGGGAUGCAUAUCCCCCUCCCCCUAUCCGGUCAUACAUGCAGGGGGGUUUUUUGCAGCAAGAUGGUUUCUUGCUCGAUGACGGUGAAUUUUACAACCCUGAUAUACACUACAACUUCAGCCAGUCUUCCUUCACCCCCGCCGAGUUCUACCCCAACGACAACCCUAACCCCAACCUUACAAAUUUCCAUGCCAACGAAGCUUCAAACAUCACCAGCCUCCAGUCCCAGUAUAUGGCGACAUCUGGCAACAAUAUGGCGGCAUCUGGCAACGAUAUGGCGACAUCUGGCAAUGAUAUGGACCCGCAGUUGCCACCUACCCACGAACAGCUUCAAAACAUGCUAUAUUGUCAUCAAUUCCCACCAACCACUUCUAGUGUUGAGUCAUCUUCCUUAGUUCAUCCUCGGAACAACCUCGGGAAACCUCCACCAGCUGCCAGCAACGUGCAUGAGGCAAAGAUGGAAAGUUGCACCGUGAUGGAUGUUAGUGGAUUAGAUAACCAAUCAACCGUGGAUGAAACCAAAAGUGCAGCCAGUGUUGGGGAGUUAAGGCACCUCAAAGAGCAGCUUAAACUGGAUAUUCCUACACUAGGAAGCAACGAGAACAGUGGCCCUGUGUUCCUAGACUCCGAAAGACAUUCCCUUGCUGAAACCGAACCCGUAAUUGAUCAAGAUUCAGAAAAGCGCUCGAUUUUGCAGUCAGAAAACGGAGGUGGCUCGAAAUUAGGUCAGGACUCUCGGGAUGUCGGUAUUUCUGAGCGUGACGUUGGUAUUCUUGAGCGUGACGUCGAUAUAUCUGAGCGUGACGUCGAUAUUUCUGAGUGUGACGUCAGUCAUAACUUAAGACCACUCGGCCCAGAACUCAAGUCUCGUAACGAUCGCUCUGCAAGUCCAAAACUUCCGGAACAAUCAAAUUGUUCAUUAUCUGAGUUUGGGGACAUAGAUCGUGUGCAAAAUGAAGAAAAUGAUGACGCAGCAAAUAAUGAAAAUGAUGACAGGAUUUCUGAGGAUGGUGACAUUGUUGAAGGUGAUCCUUGUAGCUGCAAGCCUUCGACAAGUUCAGCUGUAGUUGCAGCAACUUAGUGGUACUCUAAAUACUAUUUCUCUUUAGGAAGUUUCACAAAAUAUUCUUUUAGUUUUUGAAGUAGCUUCAUCUUAUUCAUGUAGAUUCAUGCACCGAUUCAUAUAGUUUUAUAUUAUGGUCAUUUUAGCAUGUAGACGUUUAUUAUAUGUGUUUUAGUGCGCACUUAGUUUACAAUAACAGUGAAACUUCAGCGUGAAACUUUUGUGUGGAAAUAAUAUAUUUACUGAGGGAGGGCGUGAAAACGAACGUAGUGAUUUGUCUGUAACGUGUGUACUUAUUUACUGACAUUCCACUCAAUCAAUCGUGUACACAUUAGUACAACUCCUUGCCAGUUGCUAUGAGUUUGUGCUGAAAUUAUUUUCUUGUUAGUGUUCCUUCAAUAAUAUUAGUAUUCUUUCUUGCUGUCUUGUUGAAUGUUGCUAAAUUAUUGUGUGGU